Messenger RNA from Solanum dulcamara, 810 nucleotides. Its product is annotated as 17.7 kDa class I heat shock protein-like. Gene Ontology annotation, biological process: protein complex oligomerization; response to heat; response to salt stress. Bases 155 to 610 code for a protein of 151 amino acids. The transcript has a single exon. The record is from RefSeq and is a predicted model, not a curated record. NCBI's taxonomy places the organism in Eukaryota, Viridiplantae, Streptophyta, Magnoliopsida, Solanales, Solanaceae.
GUCCCAGUGGAUAGAACUUAGAAGUAUGGAGAAAGUGCUAAACACUCCUCUAAGAAUCUAUAAGUAACUAGCAAGCCCUCCUCCAUCAACCAUCAAAAUUGAAAGCAAGUAAACACGAGCAGACACAGAAAAUUCUCAAAAAAGCUCACUGAAAAUGUCACUGAUCCCAAGAAUCUUCUGCGAUCGACGAAGCAGCAGCAUGUUCGAUCCAUUUUCAAUAGACGUGUUUGAUCCCUUGAAGGAAUUAGGCCUCCCUGGUGCCCAUUCAGCUGCAUUUGCUAACACACGAGUCGACUGGAAGGAAACUCCAGAAGCUCAUGUGUUCAAGGCCGAUCUUCCAGGGCUUAAGAAGGAGGAAGUGAAAGUAGAGAUCGAAGAGGAUAGGGUUCUUCAAAUCAGCGGAGAGAGGAAUGUGGAUAAGGAAGAUAAGAAUGAUAAAUGGCAUCGCGUGGAGCGAAGCAGCGGGAAAUUCAUGAGAAGAUUCAGACUUCCAGAGAAUGCAAAGAUGGAUCAAGUUAGGGCUUCUAUGGACAAUGGAGUGCUUACUGUUACGGUUCCAAAGGAACAAGUGAAGAAGCCUGAUGUUAAGUCCAUUGAGAUCUCUGGUUAAAAUGUUUUGGCUGGAAAAAGUAUAUAUGCAGUAUCAAGUAUGGUGUUUAUUGUUGAAGAUUUGGAGUUUUUUUUUUUUCCUUUUCUGCAUGUGUCUUUUGCUGAGUCGUCUUCCUAGUUGGCUGUUACCUAUUUGAUGUAUUUCUCUUGAGAACUCUAUAUGUGGGAAAAAAUGUAGUAAUAAUAGUAUUUCUGGUGCCA